Molecule: messenger RNA, 849 nt
Organism: Carassius auratus (goldfish)
Lineage: Eukaryota; Metazoa; Chordata; Actinopteri; Cypriniformes; Cyprinidae
Exons: 3
Coding region: 1-849 (282 amino acids)
Source: RefSeq, a predicted model, not a curated record
AUGAUGGUGCUUUUCAAUUUGGAUGUUCAAGUCAUUCAAUUUAAUUAUAAACUUAACCAGAUAUUUCGUCCUGCAGGUUUCUCCGAUCCAGACGGAUUCGACGUGAUCUGUUCUAAAACAACAAGCCUUGACGUAGUGACCGUACCGUUCUCCCGGAUAGCACCUUCGGGCAGCAGGAGGAUGGAUGUAGCGGCCGUCAAAGCGCUAGGACCGAGACAAAAUGUAGGCGAGCUGGAAGCUAAGGUCCUGUCCCGUGCUGCACUUAGUAAAAUCGUCUUGGUUAACCGGGAGGAAUGUGAGCUGAAGGAGAUAUGGGUCGCUGACACUACGGGGGAAAUCAAGCUUACCUUGUGGGAUAGCCUAAUAUCCCAGGUCGACGUCUCCAAAUCCUACUGCUUUUCCAACCUGGCAACGAGAGAGAUGCAAGGGGUUAUUCGUUUAACCACAACUCCAUCUACUCGAGUCGUGGAGAUAACCCAACUGGACGUACCUGAUGAGGGCAGGGAUGAUCCCGAUGACGGCGCUGCUUCUACGACUUUGCGCGGUGUGGUCUCCGGGGUUCAAAUCCGAGCCAGACAUCGUUGUCCGAGGUGCCACGGUCUUCAAAAUCAAAUUUCUGCCAACUCCAUUACUCACAGGUGUGAUGCCUGCAACCUGCUGCAGCGGUCAUCGGUCUACGGCUUAACAUACGGAGGAACGAUAGUUCUCACCGCUGACCAGCAGGAACAUUCGCUGACGGUGACCGAUUCCUGCAUCAACGCUUACCUGGCCAGAUACCGCGUCGCCUAUUCAGAAAACAACGUGGAAACCAUUGAGGAGCAUUUCCUUAAUUUGCCAGAGGUUUUAUGA